Homalodisca vitripennis (glassy-winged sharpshooter) is the source of this 677-nucleotide messenger RNA. Its product is annotated as peptidyl-tRNA hydrolase 2, mitochondrial. Gene Ontology annotation, molecular function: peptidyl-tRNA hydrolase activity. The transcript has a single exon. Lineage: Eukaryota; Metazoa; Arthropoda; Insecta; Hemiptera; Cicadellidae. Gene Ontology annotation, cellular component: mitochondrion; cytosol. The coding region runs from base 154 to 621 and encodes 155 amino acids. The record is from RefSeq and is a predicted model, not a curated record.
AAGCCAUAUUGAAACAGAUCCCUGUGUGUUUUCAGGAGUGUAUUGCUGAUAGCAAAGACUGGAGAAAGUGUCAAGAAGACGUCAAGAGGUUUCGAGCCUGUAUGGACGAUUACAACAAAAAACGAAAGGAUGCUUUAAAGUGAAUAGUGAGACAUGGCAAGUCUAACCUCAAUUUUGUCAGGCUUCGCAGUGGGCUUUGCUACCGCUUAUGUGCUGAGUGGCAAUGUGCUUCGAGGACUGUUGGCAGCCGCCACUGCUAGUGGUGAGGGCACCAUGAAGAUGGCGUUGGUCGUUCGCACAGACCUGAAGAUGGGCAAAGGGAAGGCUGCUGCCCAGUGUGCACACGCAGCCGUCUCCUGCUACAAGCGAGCGUUGUACAGCGCAGCCAAUCAGCUCCAGCAGUGGGAGAGAGACGGACAGACAAAAGUGGUUCUGGCCACAACAGAAGAGCAAGGGUUGUUACAACUAGCCAGUGAAGCCAAGAAAGCGGGUCUGAUUGCAGUGGUGGUCCAUGAUGCCGGACAUACACAAGUGCGUAGUGGCACGGCAACCGUUGUCGGGAUCGGACCAGGCCCUCAGGAUCUAGUUAAUAAAGUUGUUGGUCAUCUGAAGCUUUUUUAGGAUACAUGAAAUAUAUUUGUAUUUACUAGGAUUAAAUAAUAUAAUCUGUAACUGUU